Erythranthe guttata (spotted monkey flower) is the source of this 4554-nucleotide messenger RNA. It is a transcript of the gene GUN5, whose product is annotated as magnesium-chelatase subunit chlH, chloroplast, putative / Mg-protoporphyrin IX chelatase, putative (CHLH). Gene Ontology annotation, cellular component: chloroplast. The record is from RefSeq and is a predicted model, not a curated record. Gene Ontology annotation, molecular function: magnesium chelatase activity. Gene Ontology annotation, biological process: chlorophyll biosynthetic process. Lineage: Eukaryota; Viridiplantae; Streptophyta; Magnoliopsida; Lamiales; Phrymaceae.
ACUUCAAAGAACAGCUGCAUCAGCAGCAGAGGGAAGUUGGUUUGAAGAAGAAGAAGGUACAUUAAAUUGCCUUCUGUAUCUCUCUUGUGUACAUACUGCGUGUUCUCUUCUCCAAGUAAAUAUCUUCAAUUAUCGUGUAAUAUAAAUUUCAAGAACACAUUUUUAUCGAGUUCUUUUCUUCGAGUGCAACAAUGGCGUCUUUGGUUUCAUCGCCAUUUACAUUACCCAAAUCAAAAAUCGAAAACCUAUCUUCAAUUUCACAAAAGCACCGCCUCCUCCACUCGUUCCUCCCCAAGAAACCCAACUCCAAAAACACCCAGAAGAAAUUCAAAUGCGCCGCCAUCGUCGGCAACGGGCUGUUCACCCAAACCACCCAAGAAGUCCGCCGCGUCGUGCCGGAAAACCCCAUGGGCCUCCCCACCGUGAAAAUCGUCUACGUCGUCCUCGAAGCCCAGUACCAGUCCUCCCUCACCGCCGCCGUUCAAGAACUCAACCGAACUGGCGAGCUCGCCUCGUACGAGGUUGUCGGGUACCUGGUUGAGGAGCUCAGAGAUGUCAACGCAUACAAAUCCUUCUGUAAGGAUCUCGAAGACGCGAACAUCUUCAUCGGCUCGUUGAUUUUCGUGGAGGAGUUGGCGCUGAAAGUGAAAGCCGCCGUGGAGAAAGAAAGGGAUCGAAUGGAUGCGGUGCUGGUGUUCCCUUCGAUGCCGGAAGUAAUGCGGCUCAACAAGCUCGGCUCGUUCUCGAUGGCUCAGUUAGGCCAAUCAAAAAGCCCGUUUUUCCAGCUCUUCAAAAAGAACAAAUCCUCGUCGUCGGCGGGUUUCGCCGAUUCGAUGCUGAAGCUUGUACAAACACUGCCGAAGGUUUUGAAGUACUUGCCGAGCGAUAAGGCGCAGGAUGCAAGAAUGUACAUUCUCAGUUUGCAGUUUUGGCUCGGCGGUUCGCCCGAUAAUCUCGGCAACUUCUUGAAAAUGGUGUCCGGGUCGUACGUGCCGGCCUUAAAGGGGAUGAAGAUGGAAUAUUCCGACCCGGUUUUGUUCUUGGAUACCGGAAUCUGGCACCCGUUGGCUCCGCGUAUGUACGAUGACGUAAAGGAGUAUUUGAAUUGGUACGAUACUCGGAGAGACACGAACGAGAGUCUCAAGAGCAAAGACGCUCCGAUUAUCGGACUCAUUUUGCAGAGGAGUCACAUUGUGACCGGUGACGAGAGCCACUACGUGGCGGUGAUAAUGGAGAUGGAGGCGAGGGGGGCGAAGGUGAUUCCCAUUUUCGCGGGCGGGUUGGAUUUCUCGGGCCCCGUUGAGAAGUACUUUAUCGACCCGGUUACGAAGAAGCCGAUGAUAAAUUCGGUUGUUUCCUUGACGGGUUUCGCUCUCGUGGGCGGGCCCGCCAGGCAGGACCACCCGAGGGCGAUCGAGGCUUUGAUGAAGCUCGACGUGCCUUAUAUAGUGGCGUUGCCUUUGGUUUUCCAGACAACCGAGGAGUGGUUGAACAGUACGUUGGGUCUUCACCCGAUCCAGGUGGCGUUACAGGUGGCGCUGCCUGAGCUUGACGGUGGAAUGGAGCCGAUUAUAUUCGCUGGCCGUGAUCCGAGAACUGGGAAAUCGCACGCGCUUCAUAAGAGGGUGGAGCAGCUCUGUACCAGAGCUAUCAACUGGGGUAAACUGAGGAGGAAAACUAAGACAGAGAAGAGAGUAGCGAUCACCGUAUUCAGCUUCCCGCCAGACAAAGGCAACGUCGGGACCGCCGCGUACCUAAACGUCUUCGCCUCAAUCUACUCCGUCCUAAAAGAGCUAAAAAACGACGGCUACUUCGUUGAGAACCUUCCGGAAACUGCCGAAGCCCUAAUCGAAGACGUAAUUCACGACAAGGAGGCCCAAUUCAACAGCCCUAAUCUCAACAUCGCCUACAAAAUGGGCGUACGCGAGUACCAAAAACUCACCACCUACUCCACCGCCCUCGAAGAGAACUGGGGCAAACCCCCCGGCAACCUCAACUCCGACGGAGAAAACCUCCUCGUGUACGGCAAACAGUACGGCAAUGUAUUUAUCGGAGUUCAGCCGACUUUCGGCUACGAAGGUGACCCCAUGCGGUUGCUCUUCUCCAAGUCCGCCAGCCCCCACCAUGGCUUUGCCGCCUACUAUUCCUACGUGGAGAAGAUUUUUAAAGCUGACGCGGUUCUUCAUUUCGGUACCCACGGCUCUCUCGAGUUCAUGCCCGGAAAACAAGUCGGAAUGAGCGACGCUUGCUUCCCGGAUAGUCUCAUCGGAAACAUACCGAAUGUUUACUACUACGCCGCCAACAACCCGUCGGAGGCCACCAUUGCCAAGCGGCGGAGCUACGCCAACACCAUUAGCUACCUCACCCCUCCGGCGGAAAACGCCGGCCUCUACAAAGGGUUGAAGCAGCUCGGCGAGCUUAUCUCAUCGUACCAAUCGUUGAAAGACAGUGGGCGGGGCGCGCAAAUCGUGAGCUCGAUUGUUAGUACCGCUAGGCAGUGCAACCUCGACAAAGAUGUUGACCUUCCGGAAGAUGGUGCUGAGCUGUCGGCCAGCGAAAGGGAUCUCGUCGUCGGAAAGGUGUAUUCCAAGAUUAUGGAGAUCGAGUCACGUCUACUCCCGUGCGGGCUCCACGUCAUCGGCGAGCCGCCGUCGGCGAUGGAGGCGGUUGCCACAUUGGUCAACAUAGCGGCAUUGGACCGGCCAGAGGAGGGAAUCUUCUCUCUCCCGACUAUUUUGUCUCAAACGCUCGGAAGAGAAAUCGAAGACGUAUACCGAGGGAGUGACAAGGGUAUUUUAAAAGACGUGGAGCUUCUCAAACAAAUAACCGAAGCGUCUCGUGGAGCGGUUUAUUCGUUCGUGGAGCAAUCCACAAACGAGAAAGGACAAGUUGUCGGUGUUGGUAAUAAGUUGACUUCGAUUCUCGGUUUCGGAAUAAACGAGCCGUGGGUCAAAUACUUGUCGGACACGAAAUUCUACCGAGCCGACAGAGAGAAGCUCCGAAUAUUGUUCCAGUUCUUGGGAGAGUGCUUGAAGCUGAUUGUUGCGGAUAACGAGUUGGGUAGUUUGAAGCAAGCGUUAGAAGGGAAGUACGUCGAGCCGGGGCCAGGUGGCGACCCGAUCAGGAAUCCUAAAGUGUUGCCGACGGGUAAGAAUAUCCAUGCGUUGGACCCGCAGUCGAUUCCGACAACCGCCGCCAUGCAGAGUGCUAUGGUGGUGGUGGAUAGGUUGCUCGAGCGGCAGAAGGCGGACACUGGCGGGAAAUAUCCGGAGACGGUUGCGCUUGUGCUUUGGGGUACGGAUAAUAUUAAGACGUACGGUGAGUCGCUUGCUCAGGUGAUGUGGAUGAUCGGUGUUAAGCCGGUGGCGGAUACUAUUGGCCGAGUUAACCGGGUUGAGAUUGUGAGUCUUGAAGAGCUCGGAAGGCCGAGGGUUGAUGUUGUUGUUAAUUGUUCGGGUGUUUUCCGGGACCUCUUCAUUAACCAGAUGAAUCUCCUCGAUCGGGCGGUGAAAAUGGUCGCUGAGCUGGACGAGCCCGAAGACAUGAACUACGUCCGCAAACACGCCCUCGAACAAGCCAAAACACUCGGAGUCGAAGUGCGCGAGGCUGCAUCUAGAAUCUUCUCGAACGCAUCAGGAUCCUACUCCUCGAACGUAAAUCUAGCCGUCGAAAACUCCACAUGGAACGACGAGAAGCAGCUGCAGGACAUGUACUUGAGCCGGAAAUCGUUCGCGUUCGACUCGGAUGCGCCAGGUGUCGGCAUGACGGAGAAGCGCAAGAUCUUCGAGAUGGCACUCAGCACUGCUGACGCAACCUUCCAGAACCUCGACUCGUCAGAGAUUUCACUGACAGAUGUCAGUCACUACUUUGAUUCGGACCCCACAAAUCUCGUGCAGGGUCUUCGGAAGGAUGGGAAGAAGCCUAGUGCUUACAUUGCUGAUACCACCACUGCUAAUGCUCAGGUUCGUACACUUUCGGAAACCGUUCGUCUGGAUGCAAGAACGAAAUUGUUGAAUCCAAAAUGGUACGAGGGCAUGCUAUCGAGUGGCUACGAGGGUGUCCGCGAAAUCGAGAAACGGCUAACAAACACCGUUGGAUGGAGUGCCACGUCAGGACAGGUGGACAAUUGGGUGUACGAAGAAGCAAACACAACUUUCGUACAAGACGAGGAAAUGCUGAACAGGCUCAUGAGCACAAACCCUAAUUCCUUCCGGAAGUUGGUCCAGACGUUCUUGGAGGCUAAUGGAAGAGGGUACUGGGAAACUUCCGAAGAAAAUAUCGAGAGAUUGAAGCAGCUCUACUCUGAAGUGGAGGACAAGAUUGAAGGCGUCGAUCGUUAGUUUUCUUUUUUUUUUUUUUCUUUUUCCGAAUUAAUGCCGACUGAAAAUAACAUUAGUGAUCAUACCUCUCUCUUUCGAUGAAUACGGGGGUUUGAGAAUUUUCACCAAUUUGCCGACUGAAUAAUUUGUGCAUGGCUGGUUGGGGUUUUUUCUUUCUUCAUUGUAAAUUGUAAGAUACUGAUUUAAAUCAAUUCAAAUUUUCAGCAUUUGCUUA